Molecule: messenger RNA, 471 nt
Organism: Pelecanus crispus (Dalmatian pelican)
Lineage: Eukaryota; Metazoa; Chordata; Aves; Pelecaniformes; Pelecanidae
Source: RefSeq, a predicted model, not a curated record
AUGACUUCGCGAUUAAACGAGCUACAGAAUCCUGAAGCACAUAAUCUUGUCCACUGCAAAGCAAAAAUAAAGCAUGUUGACCUAAACUGUAAGCAUUUUAUAGAAGGUCAAGUAGUGUCAGUGGCUGAGUAUCACCGCAGGAUCGAUGCUCUAAAUAGUGAAGAACUGCGCACACUCUGCAGACGUCUCCAGAUAACAACAAGAGAAGAUAUCAAUUCAAAACAGGCAACAGAUAUCAAAACAGACCUGGAGCCUGAAGCAUUCCGGCCAAAUCUUAGCGAUCCCAGUGAACUACUACAGCCAGAACAAAUUGAAAAGCUCACAAAGUCUCUUCCACCACGGACCAUUGGAUAUCCAUGGACUCUUGUAUACAGUACUGCAAAGCAUGGCAUGAGCUUGAAGACUUUGUAUCGAACUAUGCUGGGAUUAGACACACCUGUGCUGUUGGUUAUCAAGGACAGUGAUGGACAG